Molecule: messenger RNA, 1215 nt
Organism: Botrytis deweyae
Lineage: Eukaryota; Fungi; Ascomycota; Leotiomycetes; Helotiales; Sclerotiniaceae
Exons: 5
Coding region: 1-1215 (404 amino acids)
Biological process (GO): L-aspartate biosynthetic process
Cellular component (GO): cytosol
Molecular function (GO): pyridoxal phosphate binding; L-aspartate:2-oxoglutarate transaminase activity
Source: RefSeq, a predicted model, not a curated record
AUGCUACACCUUGCUAACGUACCCCCCACUCAGCCUGAUGCAGCUUUCUCACUUGUGGCCGCAUUCGCCCUCGAUAAGGACGAGAAAAAGGUUGACCUUUGCCCUGGAUUUUAUCGAGAUCAUAAUGCAAAGCCAUGGGUUCUACCUUCAGUUACGCAGGCGAAAGCUAAACUACAUGCAGACCCCAAUGUAUUACACGAGCAUCUCCCUCUUGUAGGCCAUACCGGACUUCUUCGCGGUUCUCAAAAAUUAGUAUUUGGCACGACUCGAGAUCUGAAGCGUAUCGCCUCUAUGCAGACAGUAUCCGGCACAGGAGCUAAUCACAUUGCGGCUCUAUUCCUUUCAACUAGACUAAAACCUAGAAAAGUCUGGAUUUCUGACCCGAGCUGGAUUAAUCACACAGAGAUAUGGAGAAUCGUCAAUCCAGAGAUCGAACAAAAGAGCUAUCCAUAUUACGAUAAAGAGAGCCACACAAUUGACUUCGAGAAUAUGAUAUCAACUUUGCGCAAAGAAGCGUGUGUCGGAGACGUCAUAAUACUUCAUGCGUGCGCACACAACCCUACAGGAAUGGAUUUGGAUAAACGUCAGUGGCAGAUCGUCGCAGAACUUUGCCAAGAGCUUGGAUUGUUCACUAUCUUCGAUUUGGCAUACCAGGGCUUUGCAACGGGAGAUGUGUAUCAGGAUUCAUGGGCAAUCAGUCACUUCUACGAUAAAUCGAACAUGGAGUUUGCCGUCGCACAGUCUUUUUCAAAGAAUUUUGGCUUGUAUGGGGAACGUGUAGGAGUUCUUCACAUCGUUGCCACGAGCCCCGAGACCGUGAUUAAAGUAACACCGUCACUCAUCCAACUAUCUCGGGCAGAGAUUACUUCUUGUCCUUCAUACGGGGCAAGAAUCGUUGCCGAGAUUCUUGAAAAUCCAAAUUUGUAUAGUCAAUGGCUUCAAGAUCUAAGAACAAUGAGCGAUCGCAUGAAGCGCAUGCGCCAAAGCUUAUACGAAGCACUCCUACAUAAACAAGUGAAAGGCUCUUGGCAAUAUCUACUCACGGAUAUAGGCAUGUUUUCAAUGACAGGGCUAUCAUAUACGGAAGUAGCGGUACUGAGAGAGAAGCACCAUGUCUAUCUCCUACCCUCAGGAAGAAUUUCCGUAACCGGACUGACAGAAAAUAAUGUAGAGAAAGUCGCCGAGGCAUUUAAAGCUGUUCUAGGAGUGCAAUAG